Pelodiscus sinensis (Chinese soft-shelled turtle) is the source of this 1188-nucleotide messenger RNA. NCBI's taxonomy places the organism in Eukaryota, Metazoa, Chordata, Testudines, Trionychidae. The record is from RefSeq and is a predicted model, not a curated record.
AUGGCUCUCCCCAGCUGUGCUCCUGGCCACGUCCCAGCCCCGCCAGACGAAGGAGCCGGGCUUGGGACGGGUGUGCAGGGUCACCAGCAGAGUGGGGGAAGCAUCGCGGCUUUCAAUUGUACUGUCAUCAACAGCAUCUACUGCAGAGAGUGCCGGAAACCCAUCUGCUGCAUCUGUGCCCUGCUGGACAGCCGGCACGCGGGCAAGCACUGCGAGAUCACGGAGGAAAUCCAGCGGAGGCAGCGGGAGCUCGGCAGUGGGAGAGAGCAGCUGAAGAAGAGGGAGGGACUCUUCCAAGAUGCCUACAGAAACCUGAAGAGCAAGGCUGAGGACAUGGACCUGGAGCUGCUGGAGCAGGUGGAGAGGCGGCAUGGCCUGGGGAAGGAGGAGCUGGAGGGGAAACUGAGGCAGACGGAAGCCGUGCUCACAAGGAUGGGGGCCGGCGAGCAGCUGGUGGAGAAGAUGCAUCUCUACGCGUCGGACCAGGAGGUGAUGGACAUGCACCCCCUCAUCAAGGGCUCACUGGAGGAGCUCAGCAAUCUGCAGCCCCCGGCGGCGGGAGCCAGUGUCCGGGCUGGGGACUUUGCCGAGUGCAAAGCCAGACUCCAAGCUCUGUUUGCAAGAGUGACCGGGGAGAGAGAAGCUGCUCCGGCGAGAUCCACAGAUACCUCCAGCAAGGCCCCUUCGCUGCCUCUCCCCACGAAGAGGAAAGGAGUCCAGACGGAGCCCCCUGCCAAGAUGAUUAAGACAGAAGCUGAUGUAGGGGAAGGGGAGCAGUCGGCCAGCAAGCACCAGCAAGGUUUGCUGGAACAGCCUGGGACCAGCUGCUCAGCAGCAAGCAGCUCUUUCGGUGUGACCCACUUCAGAGCAGCCAAGGAAGCGGACUUGCUGAGGAACAACAUCCAUGAGCUAUGUGAGCCAGAUGAUUCCACAAGUUGUUUGGACAGCUCUGAAGGGGAUGACAGCGAUGCAGAGUCAGCGGACUCCAGUCUGCUGGAUGACAUCAACAGCUUCAGUUGUGGGAGCAGCGAGGGAGACCUCCCGGCCUUUGCUGCCAGCAGCCCGCGGGCGCUCGACACCAGACAAGCCUCCCUGCUCUUCUUUGACCUCCAGUUCUUGCAAGCAAACAGGAUCCUGCAGCUGGCCGUGGUGGAUCCAGCCGAUGGCCUCUUUGCCUGACUUGAUCUC